UCUAGAGCCAUGACCUUUUUUAUCCAUAUAAACAAUGAGACAAUAUCACGAACUUCAGUUCUUAAGAAACCAUCAGAAUGGGCAGGCUCAGCCAGGAUCAGAUCCAGUUCUUCAAGGACAAUGGUUAUAUUAUAUUGAAAAAGCUCGUUCAAGGCAGAGAAUUACAGAGGAUAACUCAAGAAUAUGAUGAUCUGUUCCAUAGGAAAAAUGAGUCAAAGGUGGAGAGUUCCUGGGUAGGCAGUGAAAAGAACCAUAGAGCGAGUGACAGCCCUUAUACAGUUAAAGGAAUCCAUAACCUACAAAUGCACCAUGCAGUUUUUGGGCGAUACCUGUAUAACGACAAUCUGCUGGAUGCUAUGGAGGACCUAAUGGGCACACCCAACAUUGCUCUUCAUCAUACCAAAGCGCAUUAUAAGCCACCAGAAAAGGGAGCCGCUUAUCCUAUGCAUCAGGAUUACCACUAUUUCCCAUACGAAAAUGAUACUAUGACAGCUGCUGUUCUUUUUUUGGAUGAUGCUGACGUAGAGAAUGGAACACUAUUUGUAUGGCCGGGCUCACACAAGUUUGGACCUCUCGAAGACUUCGGACCGAAAGAAGGAAGCGAGUUUCAUUACGUCGAUCAGGAAAAAUACCCAAUCGAAAAAGCAAAGCCUGUUAUUGUUGAAGCCGGAGAUUUGAUUGUGUUUAGCUACCUAAUGCUGCAUGGCAGCACCCCUAAUUUAUCCAAGAGGCCACGUCGAAUGCUCUUAGCGCAGCUAUACGACCCCCACGAUAAACCUAUUGGGGGAGAGCGCUCACAACCUGGCAAAGGUUGGAUUUUACGAGGCGUUAAUCUUAAUAGGGAUGCCACAGUAGCAAGGCGAGCGGAUGAUAGUUAAAUAAGUUUUAAAACAUUUCCUUGAGAAUUCUUAUUUCUCUACAAACACGACAAAAAAGUCAUUCAAAUAUAUCUUCAAUAAAUCUUUGUAAACUAAGGGUAUAAAUUUAUUUUUAAUAAAAAAAUAUUCUACAUAGG
Messenger RNA from Pieris brassicae (large cabbage white), 1015 nucleotides. RefSeq names its product phytanoyl-CoA dioxygenase, peroxisomal-like. The coding region runs from base 78 to 878 and encodes 266 amino acids. The transcript is spliced from 4 exons. Gene Ontology annotation, molecular function: phytanoyl-CoA dioxygenase activity. The record is from RefSeq and is a predicted model, not a curated record. Gene Ontology annotation, biological process: fatty acid alpha-oxidation. Lineage: Eukaryota; Metazoa; Arthropoda; Insecta; Lepidoptera; Pieridae.